AUGGCGCGCAUCAAUCUCCCGCCCUUGACCCGAGCGCUGCUGCUCACCGUCCUCGGACUGUCCACUCUCAACGCCAUCUUGCGCUCUCGCAAUUGGACUCCUUCCCUCGAGCGCACGCUAGCUGCGACCAGCUAUCUCGCCAGUCCUCGCUGGGCAGUGCCCUACCUCGUCGCCAUUCCCACCAAAAGCUUUCGAUACCCCUGGACCCUGCUCACGGGCGCUCUGAUCGAGAACAAUGCCGUCUCGCUCGCGGUCAGCGGCUGCGUCAUCUACUUCGUCGGCCGAUAUCUAGAAAGAGCUUGGGGAAGUAACGAAUAUGCGAAAUUCGUUGUGUUUGUCGCCGUUGUCCCGAAUGUCGCGGCCUUCGCUUUGUAUGCUCUGUGGCACGCUGUGACGGGAUAUGCGCCAGAAUUUCCUACUCCGCUGAACGGUCUCGUCGCCCUCGAAGCCGGAUUCUUAGUCUCGCUGAAACAACUGGUCCCCGAACAUACCGUUUCGCUCUUCAAAGGAGUGGUCCGAAUGCGCGUCAAGCACUUCCCGGCCGUCUUCGUUCUGGCAAAUAUGAUAUCGGGUCCCCUUUUGGGCACGUAUACCGCCAUGUGGUUGGCGCUGUUCGGCUUUCUCACUUCGUGGAUCCACCUGCGCUUCUUCCGAAUCUCCGAAAUCACCAGCGCCGCCACGGGAGGCGAGGGCGUGAGCAUGGUCGGCGACGCUAGCGACACGUUCUCCUUCGUCGCCUUUUUCCCCGAUGCCAUGCAUCCAUAUCUAUCGCCUGUUUGUGACGGGAUUUAUUCUAUCUUGGUGCAGCUGCGGUUGUGCACGCCAUUCUCCGACGAGGCCAUCGAGGCAGGGAAUGAGGGCGCGGCAUCUCGAUCGGGAAGCCUCCCUAACAUUAUGGACUCCCGCGGCGGCGGUGGCGGCGGCGGUGGCGGUCGGCGUGCCGAAGCGGAGAGGCGUCGUGCGCUGGCCUUGCGAGCUCUCAAUCAACGUCUCGACGCUGGCGCGUCAGGCCGGGGUCCUGGAUCCGCCGUCACAAAUGUCCAAGUCUCGCUCAAUACUGAACCCAGUUCUAAAGCUGCGAAUGAGACUGCCGGUUCUACUCCGCCAGCGAAGGAGACCCAGGCUUGA
Molecule: messenger RNA, 1128 nt
Organism: Dissoconium aciculare CBS 342.82
Lineage: Eukaryota; Fungi; Ascomycota; Dothideomycetes; Mycosphaerellales; Dissoconiaceae
Product: DUF1751-domain-containing protein
Exons: 2
Coding region: 1-1128 (375 amino acids)
Biological process (GO): retrograde vesicle-mediated transport, Golgi to endoplasmic reticulum
Cellular component (GO): Golgi apparatus; membrane
Source: RefSeq, a predicted model, not a curated record